AUGGGAUCGUCGUCCGGCGCCAUUUCUAGGCAUCUCAAGGUCCUGCUGCCAUCUUCCACCUCCCACAAUCUGCGCAUCUCCGACGAGCUCACUCGGCACUGGGACGGCGGCGCCGGGGGCACGGCGCUCCUGGUCAGCCCGUUGGGCAAGGUCUGGCGCGUCCAGGUCGCUCGGGACGCGGGUGGCGCGUUCCUGGGGCGCGGGUGGCCCGAGUUCGCCGCAGCGCACGGCUUCGGCGCCGGGUGUUUCCUCGUGUUCCGCCACGAAGCUAGCGGCGGCCUGCUGACCUUCAAGGCCUUCGACACCACCUGCUGCCUCCGAGAGUUCAGCCGCCCAAUCAGUGCUGCGAACCACGGCGGCAGUGGCGGCGGUUCUCACAGGCCGCAGUUCAUCAGUGUGCUUCUCCCUCCCUCCAUGGAAAAGAUGGGCAUCCCUCCCAAAUUUGUCAAGAACUACAUCUCUGAACUCGAGACGGGAAGCUCGAUUUCCAUCCUCCUCAGCCCGCUGUGUAAAUUCUGUCUCAUCACCGUCGAGAAGGAUCAAUCAUCAGGUACCCUUUUCUUCUCCGGCGGCUGGUCCCGGUUCCUGGCGUCCCACGGCAUCAUGGAGUAUGAUGUCCUGCUGCUGAGGUACGAGGGGAACAUGGUGUUCACCGUCAAGGUGUUUGGACCUGACGGCUGCCAGAAAGGUUGCAAGGACCAGGGCACCAGUAACAAGCAACAAGAGCAGAGUGAUGAAACGACAUUUUCUGAUACUAAGAUGGAAGAGGAAGAUGCUCCAUCUUCCAGUAGGAAACGCAAGCGCAUGGAGAAGAAGCCAGGCGGUGAAGACAAUUCCAAGAGGCCAAGAAGUCCCACAACUUCGUUGAACAAAGCGCCAUUGUCAAUGAAUAGGCCAGUCUACGAGAUCGGACCACCAUCCUGGAUGAAGAGGGAGAUCAGUGCCUAUAUUCUCUCAAAUCACCUUACAAUUGCGUGGACCUUCUGCAAGGCGAUCGGGCUUUGCAGCACGUCCGAGGUCACGCUCAGGACGACCGCGGAUGAGGAUCAUGGCCUCAGGUCAUGGCAGGUGCGAAUCAUGGUGUACGAGAUUCGCCAUUCGGGUGAGCUCACUCGGGGUUGGAGGAGGUUCUGCGCGGAUAACAGGAUCAAGGCAGGCGACAUCUGCACCUUCAACAUCAUCGAGACCACAUUGUGGCACGUCGACAUCACGCGUCAUUGCAAGGACCAGGGCACCAGUAGCAAGGAGCUAGAGCAGAGUGAUAAAACGACAUUUUCCGAUGCCAAGACGGAAAAGGAAGAUGUUCCAUCUUCCAGUAGGAAACGCAAGUGCAAGGACAAGAAGCCAGACGGUGAAGAGAAUUCCAAGAGGCCAAAAAGUCCUACAACUUCAUUGAACAAGGCCCCAUCGCCGUCAAUUGUCUAUGAGAUCGGACCACCAUCCUGGUUGAAGAGGAAGAUCAGUGCCUAUAUACUCUCGAAAAUCUUGUAUGUUCCGGGGAAUUUCUGCAAGGCGAUCGAGCUCCGCAGGACCUCUGAGAUCACGCUCAGGACUACGGCGAACGAGGAUCAUGGCCUCAGGUCAUGGCAGGUGCGCUUCUUGGUGUAUGGGAAAAGCAAUAUGCUCACUCGGGGCUGGAGGGGGUUCUGCGCGGACAACAGGAUCAAGGAAGGCGACAUCUGCACCUUCAACAUCAUCAAAACCACAUUGUGGCAUGUCGACAUCAUGCGUCACGGCUAAGCCUUGUGUACUGGGCAUCAGUUGGUCAUGUAUGAAAUGAUGCUGCCUAAUCUUAUUCAUGUCUAUUUGGUUAAGAACUGAUCGAACUCUUAUGAGGCCUGCACUCCAUUUUCUGUUAGGGAUAUAAGUUAACAAUGCAACUCUAGCUAGGACAUGUUUGUAAAAUGCCUAGUGUCAGACAAUCUGUGUUCAGUCAGUGAACUAAGCACCAUUUGCAGUUCUAAA
Messenger RNA from Panicum hallii, 1965 nucleotides. RefSeq names its product putative B3 domain-containing protein Os04g0347400. Gene Ontology annotation, molecular function: DNA binding. Lineage: Eukaryota; Viridiplantae; Streptophyta; Magnoliopsida; Poales; Poaceae. The transcript is spliced from 8 exons. The record is from RefSeq and is a predicted model, not a curated record. The coding region runs from base 1 to 1740 and encodes 579 amino acids.